Spinacia oleracea (spinach) is the source of this 894-nucleotide messenger RNA. RefSeq lists its product as uncharacterized. Bases 1 to 894 code for a protein of 297 amino acids. NCBI's taxonomy places the organism in Eukaryota, Viridiplantae, Streptophyta, Magnoliopsida, Caryophyllales, Amaranthaceae. The transcript has a single exon. The record is from RefSeq and is a predicted model, not a curated record.
AUGGGGCAAAGAGGAAGGCCACGCAAGAACCAAAAAGUUCAAUCGACUCCGACUGCUCCAGUGGUGACGUCUGUGCCGAUUGAUUCUCAGUCCGAUAAGACUACUCCGGUGAACUCACCUCUUGUAAGCAAUGUUAGCAAUGGAACAAUUAAUAGUACUGGGUCGACAACUCAACACUCCGAAUCAGCUAUUCUGGCUACCGCAAGACCAACGGUGGCUGCUUCUCGCCGAUUGGAAUUGCGUGAGAUUCCAGUUCCUGAAGAGGUGGUUGCGGUGCCGACAAAUUCUGGGCAUGAGGGUAAUAGACGUGCAACUAAGGGCAUGAAACUUUCCUUCAUUGCUCCUACAAUUAGGAAUUGUAAUCUUACUGCUUGUUUGCAAGUCAAUGAGGUAGCUAGUGAAUCUGCAAAAUGGGCUUCCUCGGUAAUUUUGUAUGUUGUUGGUGACCAACCCACUCUGAAGUACAUAAAUACUUUUAUUGAGAAGAACUGGAAUUGUGUAACUCAACCAGAGGUGUUAUUGCAUAAUGAUGGAUAUUUUGUUAUUAGAUUUGGUACCUUGAAUGAGAGAAAUGAAGUGUUGUUUUUAGGGCCUUACACUAUUGCCAAUAAGCCAGUAAUUGUGAAGGCUUGGACCUCUGACUUUGAUUUCAAUUCUGAAAUCUUGAAAGUGGUUCCCUUGUGGAUACAACUUCCUAAUUUUCCUCUAAAUUGUUGGGGUACGGAUUCUCUAAGUAGGAUUGGUAGUGCCCUUGGUACCCCAUUAUUUGCUGAUGAAUGCACUAGUAAGCAAUCCCGGAUUUCUUUUGCACGAAUGUUGGUUGAAAUUGAUGUAACUAGGCCUAUUAUGCAAAAGGUUAUGGUGCAGGAACCUAGUGGGAAGUUGUUUGAAUAG